AUGGAUAUAUCACCUGUAGUAUCACCAACUCCAAAUAGCAGUAGUAGUAGUAGUGGUGGUGGUAAUAGUGGUGGUGGUGGUGGUAGUAGUAGCGGCGGCGGUGGAGAUCAAUCGUCAUCAACAGCAUCAACAUCAUCGACAUCAGCAUCUACGUCGAUAUCGUCAUCUACAUCUACAUCAACAUCAACAUCACAUACAACAACUAUAUCAGGGGGAAAAGAUGAUUUAUCAUCAUUGGCACCUCCAACAUCACUUUUAACAUCUGUACCAACACGUAUCAACAAAUCCAACAGUGGUAGUAGUAGUAAUUUGAAAUCUAUAUUGAAUGAAAAGGAAGAGUCUGCGUCGAAACACUAUAGUAGCAACUCGAUCAAGUUGAAUCCCGGUGGCAGCAGUUUCACCAACAAGGGACGUGGCGUAUCGAUCGCCAUGAGCGACAGCAACAGCUUGGAGCACAUGCAUUUGGCCGCGUUUAACAGUGGCGGCAACUCGACCACCAACCUACUGCGCAGCACUACACCACACCGUAUUGAGCGUGGCAAGUCCAAGAACAGUCUCGAAGACCUCUUGCUCGCCUCGCAUGCAGACGCCAAUGACUGGCCGUCGGCACGUAUCACCAACUCGAGCAGCAACAGUCUCGAAGACAUUUGGCGCAGUCUCACCUUUUCACCAUACAAAAAUAAUGUGCCUGCAACCCAUGGAUCAAUCUUUGACGAGUCGAGUCUCUCCAACUCGGCAUCUCAAUCAUCGACCAAUCUACUAGCUCUUGCACCUCCCCACAGCAACACCGAUGAUCUUUUGGACAACAAUAGCAAGAACAACAAGUUGAAAUACCAUCACCUCAAAGACGGCGGUGGACAAAGUAGCAAGAAUCUCUUGUUGUUGAAUUUGGCAAAUCAAGCUAAUCAUCAUCAUGCCAAAGAUAUCCAAAGUCUAAACAAUCAUAUCAAUAAUAAUAACACUAACAACAAUAACAAUAGUCAAAGUAACAAUAGUAACAGUAGUAGCAGCAGCAGCAGUAAUAAUAGUAAUGGAAAUGGUAGUAGUAAUGGAAACGACAAUAAUAAUAAUAAUACAUCACCAGAUUUACCAUCGAUUGACGGUACUCCACCCACUGCAUCGACGGUUGUCCAGCCGUCUCCCGUCAGAUAUACACCUAAACACUCGAGUGACACGGAAAGCGACUCUAACGACUAUCAAAGUGAAUCGAGUGAUGUUUAUAACACGUCACCCAUCUCACCUGCGUCGUCUGAGAAUAUUGGCAAUAACAAUGGGCCGUGGAGAAGCUCGACUGGUUCGCAUAAUGGACACCAUCAUGGUGGAUACUCAUCAUCGUCAUCAUCGUCGAUUGCCACGGAACAGCAAAUGUUAAAUAUGAUACAUAAAACCAAGGACCAACAACCAACCAACCAUCACCUCAACCAUCAUCAUCAUAACCUAACCCACCUCAAUGUAAAUAAUAAUAAUCGCUCGACUAUUGUAAAUAGUAAUGAAAAUCUAAACAACAACGACAACAACAACCUAUCACCACAAUCAUCCUCUUCAUCCUCUUCACACAAUGGUAAAAGAAAAUCAACCAACAACGUCAACAACAACAAACAAGAUGAAUCAAAUCAAAUGAUGAAGAAUACAUCGUCCAUUUCUAAACCACCAAUCAAUUCAAACAGUAAAUCACCUCCAUUACCACCACCAACACAAUCACUUCAACAGUCGUCACAAAUGAUGCCACAAAUGAUGUUACAACAACAUCAACAACAUCAACAACAUCAACAACAACUACAUCAUCACCAUCUCCAACAACAACAUUUACAACAACAAUUUAAUAAUAAUAAUAAUAAUACUUCGACCACUAGCACAACUUCUACUACUACGCCCAUCAAGAGACAAAAAAUUGUAGAUGAUAUUAAAAAAGACGACGAUUUACAACAACAACACCAACAACAACAACAACAACAACAUCAUCCACAAUUGAUUCCACAUCCAUCGCUUAUGCAACAACAUCCAAACAAUAAUAAUAAUAAUUUACAAUCUAUUCAACAACAGGCACAAUUCACACCAACACCAGCAACCACUAGUUUUAUUCAACAUACCAAUAUCCCCAUAUCAUCAUCUACCGAAGAUUCUACAUUCAGAGGUGUUGCUUCCUAUGGCGUUUCAACCACUCCAACAUCGCCAUACUUUUCCAACUAUCCCGGCGCACCCAUCCAAUCCCACGCUAAUGCUAGCAUUGAGGCGACGCAACAAACCACUGGCUUUUGGAAUGAAAUUGCCAAAAAGCUGUCCAACGUCUCAAAGAUUGUCAACAAGGCUCUCAAAGGUCCCAUUUCUCCUCAAGAACUUGUUGAAUCAUUAACCGCUUCACAAAGUAUUGUUUUAGAUUUAGGUGAAUUUACAAAAUCAAUUGGAAUUGAUGCAUCAUAUGUAUUAAUGUUACAACAACAAACUAGAAAAUUGUCUGCAUCAUCGUCAAAUAUGUCUUCGAUAUCGAAUACUCCGACGUUGGGUAGUCAAGUUCCAGGCAGUCCUGCAACGGCAGGACAACAGUUUGCAUAUGCAGCAUCACCACAAAUGUCGUUGUCACCGGUAGUCGUUGGCAGUGGUGGACACUUGUACCCGCAGCUGAUUAGCACCCCCGACGGCGUGUACUAUAACCCAGCAUUGCUGGGAGGAGCCAACUCGAAUAAAAUUGGUGCACCAAUCCUUGUCAACUCGAAUAUGGUGCAAGUACCCAAAUCACCACCCCGCGGCGACCUCUUGUAUAACUCGAAUAAAAAGACGCAGCGACGACGCAAGGCACGGUACGGCGAGAACGAGCUGUUGUGCCAUACUUGCGGCGCUACCAACACACCUGAAUGGCGACGUGGGCCCAAUGGAGCCAAGACACUCUGCAACGCAUGCGGUCUCGCUUGGGCAAAGUCCAUGAAGAAUGAAAAGCAAAAGCAAGAGUUGAUGGGUCCCGGCAUCCAAGUAAUCGAUCCCAAAAAGGCUCAAAAGCGUAAAAAGGAGGAUUCCUCAAAAAUAGAAGUCAUUGAAACUAUUAAUCAACAAGAUAAUCAACAACAACAACAACAACAACAGCAGCAGCAGCAACCUCAACAACAACAACAACAACAAUUACAACAACAAAUGGUUACAAAUGGUCAACAACAACAACCUCAACAACAACAACAACAAUUAUAUCUAACUCGACCACUUCAGUCACCAUCUACAUCACCUCAAACACCUGUCAUGCCAGUUGCCUCACAGCUCCUAAGUUUACAACAACAGCAGCAGCAGCACCAAUCCAAUAUCCAACUUCCGCAUCCACAAUUGAUGAUUCCACCACAGCAAUGA
Messenger RNA from Cavenderia fasciculata, 3333 nucleotides. RefSeq lists its product as uncharacterized. Bases 1 to 3333 code for a protein of 1110 amino acids. Lineage: Eukaryota; Evosea; Eumycetozoa; Acytosteliales; Cavenderiaceae. Gene Ontology annotation, biological process: regulation of DNA-templated transcription; flower development. The record is from RefSeq and is a predicted model, not a curated record. The transcript is spliced from 2 exons. Gene Ontology annotation, molecular function: sequence-specific DNA binding; DNA-binding transcription factor activity; zinc ion binding.